This is a messenger RNA of Nilaparvata lugens (brown planthopper), 3272 nucleotides long. RefSeq lists its product as uncharacterized. The transcript has 7 exons. The coding region runs from base 271 to 3183 and encodes 970 amino acids. Lineage: Eukaryota; Metazoa; Arthropoda; Insecta; Hemiptera; Delphacidae. Gene Ontology annotation, molecular function: RNA polymerase II cis-regulatory region sequence-specific DNA binding; DNA-binding transcription factor activity, RNA polymerase II-specific. Gene Ontology annotation, biological process: regulation of transcription by RNA polymerase II. Gene Ontology annotation, cellular component: nucleus. The record is from RefSeq and is a predicted model, not a curated record.
GAUGGGGAGGGGGAGGGAGAGGAGGAGGACAGCGGUGGAGGAGGUGGUGGAGGAGUGAGGAGGUGUUGUCACAGCAGUGAUGAUGUGCGACUGAUUGAGGCGGUGCGACAGUUUAGAGAGUUGUACGACAUCUGGCACCUGUACUAUGCCAACAGCUGGCGACGUCAGGACUGUUGGGCGCAGGUCGCCCAGGUCGUCAACUGGACAGCUGAAGAAUGCAGAAAACGGUGGACGCAACUGCGUGACAACUAUCGCAAAACGAAACGGCGAAUGAAGAAGACCAAUCAAACGAGCACUGCAGACGAACAUCUCUCGUUUCUCGACGAAGUCUUCUACCCUAGACCGCAAUACUUGGGAGCCGACUCUGCCAGUGGCAGAGGCGAAAUUGUCUUCAACACGGGGGCAGCCUGUGAAUCGGCGUCGGAGAACGGUGCUAGUGUGACCGCGUGUGAACCAGCCUUCACCGGGAACGGCAGUGGAGGAUGUGAAUUGGGGUUUACGGAAAACGGUGAAUCGGAAAACGGAGGCGGCGCGACCGCGUGUGAAUCGGUGAUCUCGUCGUCUGCGCCCGGGAAAGGCGUGAGGAAAGUGGUGGGGCCGGGAAAGCGGGACGAUAUCGAAACGACGAGGUUUCUGGAGUUGUACGCUCGCGAGAGACUGUUGUACGAUCCGAGCAUAAAGCAGUAUCGUGACCAGGAGGCUAGGACAGCGGCGGCACAGCGAAUCUGUGACGCACUGGGUGGUGCCGUGGCGGGGCUGACGGGGCCGCGUGACGUGGUGAAGCGAUUCAAGCACAUGCGCGACUCCUACUGCCACGAGUUGAAGCGAAAGGCUAAGCUGGAGGCCAAGGCGGUUGCCGACGAUGGCACGCCCGUCUCCUCCUUCUACCGGCCACGGCUCUUCUACUUUGACCAGAUCAACGCCUUUCUCAGACCGUUUGUCAAUGUGAAAUGUUCGCCGACAAAGGAAGUGGCUAACGAUAAAGGAAACACCAACAACAUUGCAGCAGCAGCAACAACAACAACAACAACAACGGACAACACUAACAACAACAACAUGACCAUAAUGACUGAUCAUCACCUGCAUCCGAGCGGAAUCAUGCUCGAACAAAACAUGGUAUACCACCACUCUCCUCCUCCUUCUCCUUCACCUCCUUCUCCUUCUCAUGCUCCUCUCCCUCCUCCACCAUCGAUGCUUCUGCAGUCAAUCGGUGACCAAUUGUACCUGCCGGUAACCGGUAUUGCGCCGGUAACAGCUCCUGCUGCGCCGGUAACCGUUCCCGGCUGCGACGAGAGCAGCAACAGUUACUCGGAGUCGGACUCGCAGAUGGUGAUCGAUGCCGAUCCGUUGGCUGUCGAUCCGCUGGAAAUGGACUACACCAGUGACUCGUGCUCGAUGGGAGGACCGGUGUUCAUCAGUCGGGGACCGGUUGUCGGUAACAGUGACUCAGUUUCGGCGCUGUUCUCCGAGAAGGAGCUGAUGGAGCUGCCUACACGGGAACUGAACAAGCGGUGCAGGGGUUUGCCUGCUCAGAUCGUUCGCCGUUUGAAGAUGAAGCGUCGCACACUGAAGAAUCGAAGCUACGCCAACAACUCGCGCACGAAGCGAUCCAACCGCAGCAUCCAACUGGAGAUGCAGAACAAGGAGUUGAUGGACACGCUCGGGCGUCUCGAGUCGACGCUCUUUCAGGUACGAGCGGAGCGUGACUUCUACAAGAAACAGUGCCAAACGCUCAGAGAGGCCGUUUCAGUGGACAAGCUAACCGAGAUCGGGGACUUUGACCCACCUCAGUCACUGGCGCAGUUACUGUUGCAGCUGCCCCGUCAGUCACCGCCUCCUCUCAGGCCUCUCAACACUGCUACCAACCAACAGUUACAGUUACUCGGAACUACCUUCAAGGAAUCGUCACAGCUACUCGAAACUGCCACUGAGGAACCGCCACAGUUACUCGAAAUUGGCACCAGAGAACCGUCUCAGUUACUUGAAACUGUAACCAAGGAACGGCCGAAUUCACAUGAAACUGUCACCAAGGAACUGUCACAGUUACUCGAAAUUGGCACCAAGGAACGGACAAAGUUACCCGAAACUGCAACCAAGGAACGGUCAAAGUUACUGGAAAUUGGCACCAAGGAACGGCCAAAGUUACCCGAAACUGCCACCAAGGAACCGUCACAGUUACUCGAAAUUGGCACCAAGGAACGGCCAAAGUUAACCGAAACUGCAACCAAAAAACGGUCACAGUUACUCGAAAUUGGCACCAAGGAACGGCCAAAGUUACUGGAAACUGCCAACAAGGAACGGUCACAGUCAGUGUGGCAUCCGCCCCCACUGAGACCGCUCUCACCUAAACAGAUACUAGAAACUGGGAACAAAGAACCGUCACAGUUAUCCGUCAGUGUCCAGUCGCAGUUACUUUCUCAGCCGCCUGCCUUGAGGCCGCUCUCACCCAAACAGUUACUAGAAACUGGAACUAAAGAACCGUCACAGUUAUCCGGCAGUGUCCAGUCGCAGUUACUUUCUCAGCCACCUGCCUUGAGGCCGCUCUCACCCAAACAGUUACUAGAAACUGGGACCAAAGAACCGUCACAGUUAUCCGUCAGUGUCCAGUCGCAGUUACUUUCUCAACCGCCGCCUCUGAGGAUACUGUCCUCCAAACUGUUACCCGAUACGAAACGGUCGCAGUUAUCGAACAGUCACAGUGACCCGCCCCCUUUGAGGCCGCUCGCACCCAAACAGUUACCGAAGGAACCGUCACGAGUGCCGUUGUUGUCGCAGAUUCUGAGCCAAUCGCAGGAUCCGUUACCAGAGAGUAAACGGUUAUUGUUCUUGGUGUUGGGACCGUCGAAUAAUGUCGGAUCGUCGGAAACGGGGACUAAAGAACUGUCACUGGUACCGGUAGACUCGCAGUUAUUGGAUUCGUUACCAAAAACUGUAGCUGAACCACAGUUAAACCAGAUACCGGGGGAAUGUUCACCGGAGCAGGUAGAGGAACGGUUACCGAUUGUAGAACCGUUACUACAAAAGGGACGGUUAUCGGUAAAGAGAGUGGAAGAGAUGAAUUCUAUGGAGCCUCUACCCGAUCUAGUGCAAUCUCAGAAACGGUUAAAAGUGAAAUCAGUGGAACAGUUAUCAGUGAAAGCAGAGGAACAGUUAUCAGUGGAAUCAGAGGAACAGUUACCGUGACAGCGGCGUCAGUCAUCCUUCUCCUCCUCACUACGUCUGUGUGCCUACAUCGCUCGGCUUCCCGGUGAACAUUAAGGAUGACAUUUAAA